AUGAAGAUGAUGAUGAUGAUGAUGAUGAUGAUGAAGAGAAACGCGACAAAGACGAGCGCGGGGAGAAACACACACACUUUUGCCUGCCGCUGCUUCGAUGAUCGUCGUCAUCAAAGCGGAGAUUAUUGCGACGAUGAGAGCAGACUUUUAGUCACCACCACCACGACGAGAAGAAGAAGAAGAAGAAGAAGAAGAACGAACGAUAACAUCAACAAUAGGAGUAAUAGUACGACGAGUACGAGUCGUUUUCAUCGCGUCUCUCCUCUCCGAGCAGUUUUGAAGAACGGGGAUGAAAAAGAAGACGAAGACGCAGACAAAGAGCAGCAGAUUCAGCAGCAACGACGAGUAUUAACGACAGAAGAAGAGAACGAACGGACGAUGUUCGCGCGAACCUCGUCUUCGCUCGUCUCGAAAACGAAGAGCAACAGCAACACCGCGGCCAGGAAAGAAGUUCCGAAUAUAUACGGCAUCCCUCGCGACGCGGUCUUCGCUCCGCUCGCCGGUUUGUUGGUAUCGCAGUUCGUCUUGUACAUCGGCGUGGGCGUUUUGUUACCGGCGUUGCCUUUGUACGCGCAAUCGAUUGGAUUGUCGCAAAGCGCAAACGGGUUAGUUAUUAGCGCGCCGGCGUUGGCGAUGUUGAUAUUGAACGUGCCGACUGGGCAGAUGGCGGAUAGGUACGGGCGGAAACCAGUGAUGAUUGCCGGACUUGGAAUUAUGGCGGUGGCGGAUAUCGGGACGGCGCUGGCGAAGACGAUGGUAUUUUUGAUUCCGACGAGGUUGUUGCUCGGGGUUGGUCGAGCGGCGUGCGAAGGCGGAGAUCGAGCGUAUUUAGCAGAUUUGACGAAACGCGUGCCGGAGAAACGAGGUAUUAUUACCGCCGCCCAAGCUAUGGUGCACGGUUUCGGUUUAGUCAUAGGCCCGCUCAUCGGAGGGUCGGCGUUGGACGAGUACGGACCGGCGACUGCAUUUUACGUCGUCGGUUUUGCCGCGGUUGGGACUGCAAUCGGAUACGCGUUUUUACCGGAAACUUUAUCAGAGUCCGAGCGGUCUACGGACGAAGAUUUCUUUGGUUCUGCGGAUGAUAACGACGACGGAGAUGCGAACAACGCCGCGAACAACAACGGCAACACGAUGCCUUCGUUUUUAAAGUUUCUCAAUUUAAAGAACAUGACCAAGAGAGAUAAGAAAUCAAAUCUCGGAAAAUUAUUGAAAGAUCCCGAUCAAAGAUUGCUGUUGACGUGUGCUGCGGCGAAUUCCUUCGGCUUUGUCGCGAAAUUGACCGUGAUUCCUCUGUUUGCGUCCGGUCAACUCCACGCGACUUCUUUGCAAGUCGGCGAACUCUUCUCCUUGACUGCGCUUUUAGGUUUAGCGACUGCGCCGGUUUCUGGUUUACUCUCGGAUGCCAUCGGUAAACGAUGGGUGUUAACCGGCUCGCUCGCGUUGUGUGCGCUCGGUUUAGCCGUCGGCUCUGGUUCGGAAGAUUUAGAAACGCUUCGUCUCGCGGUUGGAUGCUGGGGCAUCGGCUGCGCCGCGGCUGGUCCGGCGGUCAACGCGUUAGCGCAAGAAAUCGCUCCAAAAGGUGGCGAAGGCGAAAGCUUAACGCUUCCUAAAACCGCCGCCGAUAUCGUCUUUCUCGUCGGUCCAAUCAUUUUAGGUGGCGCGAACGAUUUCACCGAUUCCCAAGGCGCCGGGAUUUUAAUCACCGCUGCCAUCGCCGGCGUCGCUUCCAUCGUCUGCGCGUACGGCGCGGUUACGUAUAAGAAACCGCCCCAACGCUUCGGUUAA
Bathycoccus prasinos is the source of this 1785-nucleotide messenger RNA. Its product is annotated as Multidrug resistance protein 2. The record is from RefSeq and is a predicted model, not a curated record. Gene Ontology annotation, biological process: transmembrane transport. Lineage: Eukaryota; Viridiplantae; Chlorophyta; Mamiellophyceae; Mamiellales; Bathycoccaceae. The transcript has a single exon. Gene Ontology annotation, cellular component: membrane. The coding region runs from base 1 to 1785 and encodes 594 amino acids. Gene Ontology annotation, molecular function: transmembrane transporter activity.